Molecule: messenger RNA, 4249 nt
Organism: Uranotaenia lowii
Lineage: Eukaryota; Metazoa; Arthropoda; Insecta; Diptera; Culicidae
Product: 5-hydroxytryptamine receptor-like
Exons: 2
Coding region: 30-971 (313 amino acids)
Biological process (GO): adenylate cyclase-activating adrenergic receptor signaling pathway
Cellular component (GO): membrane
Molecular function (GO): G protein-coupled amine receptor activity
Source: RefSeq, a predicted model, not a curated record
ACCAGCGGACGGCCCGCCGAAUCGGUUACAUGAUCAUCGUCAUCUGGACCCUGUCGGUGCUCGUUUCGGUGGCUCCCCUCUUUGGCUGGAAGGAUCCGGAGUGGGAAAAUCGCGUCUACCAGGAUCUGCAGUGCAUCGUCUCGCAGGACGUGAGCUAUCAGAUCUUCGCCACGGCUUCCAGCUUCUACGUUCCACUGCUCGUAAUACUUUUCCUGUAUUGGCGAAUAUUCUUGGCCGCCCGGAAAAGAAUCCGUCGAAGGCAGCAGGCUGCUCAGACCCAUCCUGAACCCUUGGCAAAAGCUUCAUGUAUGGCACUAACAUCGUAUGGUUUCCGCUGGAAGGUAUCGGCUGCGCAGGCGCAAGCGAACAACACCAUCGGGGGACCGACGGCGGAUGUGGUCGGUGGAUCCGGCGGAAUUGCAGCGGCCGUGGUGGCCGUGAUAGGACGGCCUCUGCCGACGAUCAGCGAAACGACGACGGCCUUCACGAAUGUGUCGUCGGCGAAUACUAGCCCGGAGAAGGGCAGCCUAGGGAACGGGGUCGAACGGGAUCGGAUCGAGCCGGACCCGGUGACGGCGGAUAUCUCGAUGGCGUAUCCGUCUGGCGGCGGCGGCGGUCCAUCCGGGUCCUCCUCGAAGCCAUCGAUCAUGAAGAAGAAGUCACAAUCGGCGACGGACUCCAAGCGGGAAAGGAAGGCGGCCAAAACGUUGGCCAUCAUAACGGGGGCCUUCGUGUGCUGCUGGCUGCCCUUCUUCAUCAUCGCCAUCCUGCUUCCGACCUGUACCGGGUGCGAUAUUAGCCCGAUCGUGACCAGCGUGUGUCUCUGGUUGGGCUACUUCAACUCGACGCUGAACCCGAUCAUCUACACGAUCUUCAGCCCGGAGUUUCGACACGCAUUCAAGCGGAUCCUGUGCGGCCGGCGGCACAGUUUGCGCCGAACCAGGAACAUGGGCAUCCGCCACAUGAGGUAAGGAAGCAUGAGCGGGGACGGGACUUCACGGGGAGAUACCAAAUUGUGAUGUUAAGCUAGUUAAAUUCCAAGAAAUAAUUAUUACCUGUAAAAUGGCAACACAAAACCCGUAGAUUUAUAGGUUGAAAUAAUAGGUCGAAUUCUACUCCUAGGUACUUUAAGGUGGAUGGAACGGAAUCAGUGUACGAUUUAAAAGCUGAAAAUCCAAUCAAAACAAAGAAAAUGAGAAAUAACUGGAAGGGUUUCAAGGUUUAUGAGCAGAAAUGAUGUAUUGUUAGUUUUUACUAAAAUUAAAAUGUUUUAACAAGUUUUUGAAUCAAUUUCAGGAUUCCUUAAUUUCAAUUAUCAAUUGUUUAACCUUAUUUGAUUAAAAAAAAAUGAUUUGACACCCUCAAUUGUUGCUAUUGAAACACAAGACUGUUGAAUUUUGUGACGUUAUUUGUUAUGAUUACCAUUUUUGAGGUUUUUUUUACAAGAUGGAAAUUUGACUUCGAACCAUAACAGGCGGGUACUGCUGCCGUGAGUGAAUUUGUCCCCUUUAAACCUUCGGUGGCUUCGUAUGCCAGUUGUGCCCGUUGGGCUAUACCCAAUGAUACUACAUCAAGAGCCACAGUGCUCGCAAGGAGACGUCUCUUACUACUUUUUGGACCAUGGCAGUUCGGCAUAAUCCAAGAUGAUUUUCGACGCACUAGCACAACAAUAUUUGACAUGUUCACCGAAACUUAAGUGGUUGUCGACCAUUACUCCGAGGUAUUUCAGCUGCUGUUUCGAAGAUGUGGUGUAUCCUGCAACAGUUAUCUCCAUGUGUGGCUUAUGCUUGUACUGAAGUUUAACUCUCUCCAUCCAGAUCUCAACCCUUUCUACGGACACCGUUGCAAGGUCUUCUACCACCUCGAUUGUUUCGCUAGUGAUCAUGAGCACGAUAUCGUCAGUAAAUCCGACUAUCUGCAUGCCUGCUGGUGGUUUCAGCGUUAACACCUCAUUAUACUUGCAUUCCAGAGCACAAGUCCGAGUAUGAAACCCUGUGGAACACCCGCUAUAAAACAGUAGAUAGUAACUCGGUUUCGGUUUCGUAGGUCAAGACGCGAUUAAAAAAAAACUUCCUAAAAUUAUCCUGCAGAGGGUAUUGGCAACACGCAUCCUGUGAAACGCUUUGGCAAUAGCUUCUCAGCUAGCGUUGUUGAAGGCAUUUUUCACGUCGAUCGUCUUAAUGACGCAAUGACGAACACCUGUCCGCUUCUUUUGAUAAGCGCGCUUCGAGUACUCUGUCAUCGUUCUGACUUUCACCCUCUGUGCAGCUAGUUAGUCUGUUGAAGAUUGUCCUUUGUAGUAGUUUACCAAGGGUAUCCAGCAGACACAUAGGUCUGUAUGGUGACGGAUGCUCUGGAGGUUUCCCGGUUUCGGUAGUAACUAACACCAGCCUCUCAGUUUUCCACAGUUUGGGGAAUGAUUCCUCGUCGAGACACUUUUGUAACACCACUCUGGAAGUAUCUGGAAUGGUCUGUGCCGCCACCUUCACCACUGAAUUCGGGAUUCCAUCCGGGCCAGGGGCCUUGUUCACAGCAAGUUUCUUAGCGAUGGUUACAAGUUCCUCGUUCGCUACUGGCUCGAUGUUGUGGGCCGCAUCGUACGGGGAUAGUGUCCACUGCGUCGGGUCAUGUUGCUGGAAAAGAUGCGCAACGAUCUCCUUAAUUUUUUCCGGAUUCUUUUCGCUCGACGACCUCAAUUCACCGAAUCUCGCUACUCUAUAGGCCCAUGUGUUGUCGUCUACGCUCUGACACAGUACUCUAUAGCAGUUCUCCUUGCACGUCCUGAUAGCUCGAUUGAGUGUUACCCUGUAUGUGACAUCAAUUACUGACGAUCUGUUUGGUAUUCCAUUCUUGCGAUAGGUGCUGGUAGCUCCAGUGUUUCACAGCUCAACCUUCAGGAAUGCCUCUUGUAAGCUCUGGCCUCUAGGGUUAUUGAACAUGCUACCCCAGUUAACCGUCCAUGCGGUAAAGUCUCCUCUUUUCACUACAGGGGCCUUCCCUGUCAAUUCGUGAGCGAGUUCAUCCAACAUUGUGUUGAACUCCCCGAUCGUCCAUCUUGGCAGAGCGUAACAACUGCAUAAGAAGAUGCCGUCAAUUUUUGCGAUCGCGAAUCCGUCACGAGAACUCGGCUCUAUCUCAUGAAUGGAAGAACACUCCGUGCCGUAGACAGCUACAAAGUCAGACUUAUCUGCUGUCCAGUUACCAUUUCCAAAUGGAAUUCUAUGUGGUUCCGACAAUAGCACUACAUCGCAUUUCUUCUCGCCUACAGUGUGCUCUAGCAGAAGCUGUACCACUUCGCUAUGAUUCAGAUUUAUCUGGAUUACAACAAAUUUUACUGCCUUGCCUUUACCUUUUUGUAUGCCAGGCAGUCCAAGCAACCAGUUUCGUGGGCGUUGUCAUCCUCCUGCGUACACAGCAUGUAUUUCAAUAGAUUUUUGCAAUCCCUAGCAAAGUGUCCACGUUCACCACAUGUUCGGCAAUAUCGUGACCGGUCGGGUCCGUUGCAGCUUCAGGAUUGGUGACCAAAGUCCCAGCAAUUAAAGCAGCGUUGCAUUUGUUUCGGUAUCCUGGGCGCGGUUCUGAAGUGCUCGACUGACCAACCAACUCUUAAGGCCCCCGCACAAUAGCACGUCGGACGUCGCGUCGCGUCAGCUGUCAACACCGACGUUGAGUACUAAAACGCUGACGCGACGCACCCGACGAUUUUAGGAUCACUAUACAGCGUCAAGAAUCAUAGCAACCAAUACGUUUGUUUUGAUUUGUUGCUUUCGAUCAGCAGUAUAAAGUUUUUUUUUCAGAAAAGGACAGAAUUCGUGUGAUAGUCUCCCAGCGGAUAAGAAGCCAUCUUAUCAACUUUACACCAAGGUUGCCGAAAUCACAGAAAAAUCUGGAAUUUCACAGAAUUUUGAGCAAAUUUUCAUCACAGAAUCUGUGACACAGAACACAGAAUUUUGAAAUUUUCACAGAUUUCACAGAAUUUUAUAAUUUUGAAUGGAUUUCCAAAAUCAUAAUUUUUUGGCCAAUAUAAAAUUCACAUUUCUUACUUCGAAUUAGAAAAGUAUGAUAGAGUACACGCAGAAAAAAGAUUUUUUAUUUCAAAGGAAAGUGCCGCAAAAACAAAGGAUUUUUUCCUUUGAUUUUGGGAUAAAUAAAAAUUCCUUUGGUUCAAGGACAUUUUCCUUUGUUUCAAAGAAUUUUUCUUUUGAAAAAUCUUUGAAUCAAAAUCUUAAUACUUUGAAACAAAAAACAG